AUGGCGACCGCUCCGGAUUACAAGAAUAUACCGCAUUCUCACCGAUUACCUAUCACCCAUCGCGAAGUUCAGCGAACAUUCACCAAGCUGUCCCGGCAAUCGCUCGUAUCGCUCGCGCAACAAUGGCUCAGCAAGAAGAACCGCGACUUCUGCAAGCCUUUCUUACUCAGCGACCGCAAAGAUGCCGAUGAGGAAGACGAUGAGGAGUUGUACGAACCGGCGCAGAGCUAUGAAGAGCUACAAGAGACAUACAGAGAGCUAGCCGCGCGCAAGGGCGGGCGAAGAGAGGUACUCGAUCGCAUACUCGAGGGAGACUGGAGGACAGGCAUUUCCAUGUACCAGCUAGCAACUGCUGAAAUACAAUACCUGCUCGACCACCCAAAUGCUCUGCGCUGGACCGCCAAACGACUGACCAAGAUUGCAAAUGCGCGGUCAGCAGUCACGGAUAUGGAAGUCACGAACGACUCGGACCAUCUUCCAAGAUUCCAGGCGCAGACGUUCAUGUCAAAUCUAGCGAGAGAACUCACGCCGCUUAUGAAGGCGCACUACCUGAUCACGCGCAUCAAGACGUCCCCGAUGACCAUCCUGCGGGUGUACAUACAUGACUCGCCGUACAGCACAGAGAGCUCGUUGGCUGUAGACUCGAGCAGACCCGAUAGCGCCAAGGCAGUGUUCUUUGUAUGGCCGAAUGGAUCGCCAUUCGUGUACUCAUCUUUGGCUACGCUUACUGGUCAGGUUGUGGGCGAUGAUGGAAGACAUCUGAGAGACAUUGUACAGCAAGCGAUACCAAAGGCAUUCUCACGGCCGUCCGCGCGCUACCAACUCACAAGCACAAACUUCACCACCAAAUCGCUAGACGCGCUCCUCACAUACCGCGGGCCUGGGAAAAGUAACGCAGCAACGGGAGGUUGGAGCAUCUUUCAGGACCACAGUUUCAGUCAGAACGCGCUCGACUUCAUUACGACUCAGCGGAGUGAUGGACAGGACAAGAAUGGAGUGGACAAGCACGCGACAAACGGCAAUGCAAAAUCUGGCCCAGGUCGACCAAAGCGAAUGGCAGAGAGCACAGACACCCCCGAAGCCAAGCGUAGGAAAGAGGUAGCAGCUGGGCGAUUUGGAACUUCUGCAAAGGCAGAUGAUGGACAAGGUCUAGAGCGUUUCGAAGCCCGCAUCGACGAUGCAUUUCCAGCUGCUCCAGGGGGUAACAAGGCGCAACAAGACGGCGAUACAUACACCCUCGAAGAUCAAACAACCAACCAAGCUCGAAGAGGCCGUCCUUCCCUACUCGAUCGAACCGCCGAAGACUUCGAGGACAUACAGAAUCAAGAAGGCUGGGUACCCAAUGUUCGUGUCGCAUUUCAAGGCACGCACGUCUUUGCUGGCAUUCGCCAAUUAGUCGAAGAGGGCAUUGUGGACGGAGAGAAGAUGCCCGGCUGGAUGACUGGCGAGGCUGGUGUCACUAUAGGCACUGUGAGAGAGGGACGCAUACGAUCGAAAGAAGGUGUGCCUGGCGUCUGA
Messenger RNA from Parastagonospora nodorum SN15, 1518 nucleotides. RefSeq lists its product as hypothetical. NCBI's taxonomy places the organism in Eukaryota, Fungi, Ascomycota, Dothideomycetes, Pleosporales, Phaeosphaeriaceae. The record is from RefSeq and is a predicted model, not a curated record. The transcript has a single exon. Bases 1 to 1518 code for a protein of 505 amino acids. Gene Ontology annotation, biological process: CENP-A containing chromatin assembly; chromosome segregation.